AUGGAAAGCUUUAAGAAAGAGCAACUGAAUCACAUGCCAACCUCGUCUGUCAGCUUCCUUGAAGAACUUCCCGACGUCGUCUUCUAUGCGGUGAUGGAGAAACUUCCUGGACGGAUCAUCGAAAAUACUGUUCGACAACUCUCAAGGGAUUUUUAUAGAAAGGUCGAGCUGCGCAGAGCAAGACUUCCUCGUGUUUAUAUCAAGGUGCUUGAUGUUGAUGGGAACACGUUUCGCUAUAGCAGGCCUAGCGAUCAAGCAAUGAACCACUAUGAUUAUGAAGAAACCAUCGACCCAGCUAACUUAAUUCAACGUUUGGAGUAUUUGAAAGAGCGUGCAACUUUCAAGACCCUCCGUUUGAACGAUGUUAAUUGGGACAUGUUUGCAAAUUGCAAGUUCGAAUGCGAAGAAUUCUUUUGCUGUGUGCGUGAAACGGCUCUUUCGCCGGAAAGAUUCAUGGAUAUUUUUCGCAGUAUAAGACCAACACGCAAGCUAGAUAUUUAUGCGACUGGGAGCGACAAAAUUUUUCCUGUUACGAGUGACUUUUUCACCAAUAAUUAUGCGAUUGGAUUACAAGAAGUUCGGUUGGAGGGUGACGGAGAUGCCAUGGUUUAUCCAUUAAAUGACACGAUCUUGGAUUCAGCUCCUUCGAUUUUUUGCGGUCAUUUUCAAACAAGUUGCACUCUUAAUGGGAUUCAAAUGCUCCGAGACUGGUACACUUCACAGCGUCAAAUUAAUCUAAUUAUACUUCGAGUAGCUGGUGGGAAAGCGCAACGUCAAAAUUUCUGGCACAACUUAGAUGGAUUGCUAGUUAAUAAAAGGCUCCUCUACAAGAAUUGCAAGGUUGCUCAGCCCGCUUUGGAAAGAGCAAAUGGAGACGUCAUUAGGCUGGGUUUUUGGAGUAAGGGAAUAGGCCAUAAUGGUAUCUCCAUCGUUCGACUAGUGCCCGGCCCGGAAGCUGGCUUAUAUAGGGACUAUGAUGACGUAGGA
Messenger RNA from Mesorhabditis belari, 987 nucleotides. Lineage: Eukaryota; Metazoa; Nematoda; Chromadorea; Rhabditida; Rhabditidae. The record is from the annotation of a GenBank genome assembly.